Rattus norvegicus (Norway rat) is the source of this 6427-nucleotide messenger RNA. The record is from RefSeq and is a predicted model, not a curated record. Lineage: Eukaryota; Metazoa; Chordata; Mammalia; Rodentia; Muridae.
CUUUGACUGUCACACCUCACCAGUGUUCAGCCCUGCUAACCCUGAAAGCUCCGUAGAGGACUGCUUGGCCCAGCUUGGAGAGAGAGUGUCCCGAGACCUGAGCGAACCUUUGCAGAAAGCGCUGCAGAUGAUCCUCAGCCAAUUUUGGUGCCUCUAGUUUUGCUACAACAAAUGCUUUUGGAAUUGGCACGGCGUGGUCAAGAGCCUUUGAGUACGCUGCUACAGUUUGGUGUGAUGUAUCUGGAGGAGCACGGAGCAGAGUUCAUCAUUCAGCAAGGUGGCUGGGGCACCGUCUUUAGUCUUGAGUCUGAGGAGGAGGAAUUCCCUGGAAUCAUUGCAGAAGAUAGCAAUGACAUUUAUAUACUGCCCAGUGACAACUCCGGACAAGUUAGUCCCCCUGAGUCUCCCACAGUGACAACGUCUUGGCAGUCAGAGAGCCUGCCUGUCUCACUGUCUGCCAGCCAGAGCUGGCACACAGAAAGCCUCCCGGUGUCCCUCGGGCCUGAGUCCUGGCAGCAGAUUGCAAUGGAUCCUGAAGAAGUGAAGAGCCUAGAUAGCAGCGGGGCUGGAGAGAAGAGUGAGAACAAUUCCUCUAACUCUGACAUCGUGCAUGUGGAGAAGGAGGAGGUACCAGAGGAGGCCUUCCCGGGAGCCACUGGUCCCUUGCUCCCACAGGUCACUCCCAUGGAAGCCUCAGAAAUGAUGAGAGUUGAGAAAACCAGCCCCACGCCAUCUGUGUUUGUGGAGCUUGGUGAGGAAGAUCUGGAAGUUGUAACAGUGAGACCCGAUGCUGUGGAAGGGGCCGCUCAGCUGAGCGAGGAGAGAUCUGGGAGGAGGAGAAAGAGCCACACUGGGGAGGCCAUCGCUGCCAGGGGGACAAAGAGUGGCCUGCCUGCUGAGGGCAAGGCUGUACUGCUCUUUGGAGGGGCCGCUGCGGUGGCUCUCUUGGCUGUGGCAGUUGGAGUUGCACUGGCUUUAAGGAAGAAGUAACAGUCCGUUCAGACGAGAGACAAGACGGACAGACCUGCGGCUUUAGUUGUAUUCACCGGGACUUAGACUGCCAGCAACUGACUGGACGUUACAGGACACUGGGGGAGUUAGACUUCCUGUUCAGCGUGGCAAUGGCUUGAGACAGUGUUCACAUUGGCCUGGUUGUCAUUUUAAGGGCCUUGGCUCAUGCUAGAUUCAGAAGGGCAAGAGAGAAGUUCCCAUCUACAACAGGUUAGUGAACUUGGCACCGUUGGCCUUUCAGUAAUUCUGUGUAGGAGGCCGCCCUGUGCAUUACGUAAUGAUCGGCAACAUCCCUGCCUUCUACCCACUAGAUGCCACUGGACCCCACUCAUGGUGACGGUAGCCAAAAAUGUCUCCUACAUUGCCAAAUGUCCCCUGUGGACAAAGUCAUCUCCCUUUUGAGGGCCACUGCUUUAAGGGAUAGGGUUCAAUUAGGAGAAUCGGGGAGGAACCUGCAGCUGGGAUGGCCAGCUGUUCAUCCUGUUGCGGUUUCUCAGGACAGUGAGCUGACUGUGCUGUGCAGCUGUUUUUUUCUGGUCCCCAUUCUGUAGCGUGAGGUGCUCUCCCACCGCACUGCCAUCUGCGUGAGCAGCGCAGUGUCUCACCCUGUACUUCUUUCACACUCAACUUCCUGAAGCUCCCCACGGCUCCGUCUUUCAAAGAUCCUUCAGGGACCUGUUAAUUGAUAAAUACCCAGUCCAGGUGUGGUGGCAUCUGCCUGUAGUCCCAGCAUUUAUGAAGCAGAGACAGAGAUGAACCCAAGUUCAAAGCUAGCCUAGUACACACUGUCCCAAGAAAAGGAUAACUGCACUGACGCUCUGUAGGAGACUGAGGGUUCCCAGCCUGAUUGCCAGGGCAGAGUACAGGCUGCAGUCAUUGGUCUUAGAAGCAGGAAGGUGGUCAGCGUGACCCGGCGAGGUCUAUUUGAGCUCUUACAGGUAUAGCCAGCCAUCCCACGUGCUUCUGAUAAGUCUGAUAAGGGACACCUCUGAUGGCAUACAUGCCAUCUAGAACCCUGGAGUAGUGUUCUUGGGUGUUGGACUGUCAUCAGCUUCUCUGUGGGUCUCUGCAUGUAGGAAUCUGUCAUCCUUUGGCUUACAGAACCAAUUGGGUCAUAAUCCUUACUCAGUGUAAAUCACUGAAAUAAAUGAUAAAGCUUUAUCAUUUAUUAUUAGGUAUCACUUAAAUUUAAGACCAAGACUGAUGCUGAGGUUCUGGUUUAAUCUUUAGCAUUGAAGAGACUUCUUGGCCUGAGUUCAGCGCAGCACCAGGGCCACAGACGCAGAGGGACCCAGGCACUCACUGUAGCUAGUGGGACUCGGCAGUCGCGUAUCACCUGGCUGACCCCAUCCCUCAAGGAAGGUGGGACUGUCUUUCUCUUGCCGGAGGGCACAGUGCCACCCUGCAAGGCACACAUGCUUGAUAAGAAGUCAUCUCAGAUUUAUCUUAGUCAUGUAACAUUACUUCUUAGAUCCUGAAGUUUAUAAUAAAAGUACUUUUAUCUACUCUAAUCACCAAGAGCUGAUGUUUUGAAUGUGCCUGAUUUUUUUAGAAAGUAUUUUUAAAAGAAGCUUUCCCCAAAGAGUUGAUGAAGAGAUUUUAUUUUAGCGUGACUGUGUGUCCUGUUAAUGUGUCCCACUGUGAUGUCCUCCUGAGUUUCAGUCCCAUGCAGGGAGUAAAGGUUGUGGGGCUCUCAUGUUGCUGAAGGUGGUGGGAGUUCCCUCGAGUUCUCACUGGUGGUGUGGCUGUGUGUUGUUCACAGGCCUCAGAGGCUGGAGGCUCGCUGGGCUUUUUUUUUUAAAUGAUUUUUCUUUUAGUGUUAACACUUUUGAACUUUGGAUUCUCGUAAACACUAAGAGCCAAGUUCAGGUGGGAGUUGGUAAGACAUGGCCUUUGUUUUAGGGUAUUUGUAUCUGUGUUCUCCAAGGCAGGGACAGGGAAGAAGCUAGCAUUGAGCGAAUUGCUGGUUGCUUUAUUUUACUGCCCUGUGAACACUCAACCUAAUUUCUCAAGUAUAUGUUUCUGGGUGACGGCAAAGUGGUAAUUUCCACUGGCUCUCCCCACACGGACUUAACCCUGUUCUUCCUUACCUCAAUGUCCCGUGCUUGGCAGUGGGGUGGAGUAGCCACAAAUGGUUCUGUCACCACAGCUCCUACGUUUGCCAUCACCUUAAAAACAUCUCCCUGUGUAGCCUAGGCAGGUCUUGAACUUAUAGUCCAGCUUCAGGACUGAGAUUACAAGCAUGUGUCACCAUGCCUGGUCUUUCUUUUACGUUAAAAUUAGUUCUCAAAUCCUUGUCCAACUUAGGGGCGUGGUGGUAGGAGGCUCUUCUUGCCCUCUGACUACAGAUACAGGAUACAUUCAACUCGAUUAGGGAACACGGCACCAGAACUGAGUCGCUGUGGCAUCCUGUUCUUUGUAAACUUGAGGGAAGUUUUACUAGUUCUGUGAGGCAGACCGUUGUCGUGUGUGCACUUUGUCCUUGGAAUUGUGCUGCAUCCUAGGGACGUGCUCCAUGCCUCCUGCACCUCAGUCCUCGGUAGAGUUCUGUUCAUUCGGUGAAUGACUGAUGUUCACUUAGCCAAACCCCAGUGAGGUUUUCCUGACAAAUACCUAAAGAGCACCCACUUGCUGCACUGAAGUGGCCAGCAAGUAUGGUCCUGAGUCCAGAGUGCCUUAGCAGGAGGGCCUUAUGUGAGCAUCACUGCCUUCUAGAAGAUGGUCUAUUUCAGUGUGUGUCACGAACCCUUUGGGGACUGAAUGACCCUUUCACAGGGAUCAAUUAUCAGAUAUCCUGCAUAUCAGAUAUUUAUAUUAUAAUUCAUAACAGUAGCAAAGUUACAGUUAUGAAGUAGCAACAAAAUAAUUUUAAGGCGGGGCGUUACCAUGACGUGAGGAACUGUAUUAAAGGGUUGCAUCGUUAGGAAGGUGAGAACCACUGGUCUCGCUGCACUCGUUUGGUCUGGUUCAUGUACAUUUCACCCAAAGCAUCCCUGGUUCCUCUUGCCAGUGUAUCAGUCCCUUCGGGUGUCCUUGACUGAGUAGAGUGAAAGUCCUCGGAGCCUGGUCUUUUGAAGGCUGCCACCACUUGUGAGCCUCUGUGCUAAGCCCCCAGCUAGAGAACAGUGCCUGCUGUGUCUUCUGUUCUAAAGGUGAGAAGUGGGCGUUUGACCUUUUAAGUUCCACUUGGUGGAAACUACACUUUCUAGCUAAGAAAGAGUUCUCUUUCCCGACCUCUCAUUUUAGGUCUUCAUGGAGUCUGCAUGAACUCUGUGCUCACUAGUGUGCUGAACCUUGGCCUCCGUCUCACACACCCAUGAUCUGUUAUCCACAGUGCAGCACUGAAAGCCUCCACUUGUGAAAUGGCUGUGACACGCCACCCUCUGAAGUGAGCCGUGUGGGUUGCUGUUCCUUUUGCUGAUACUGAUUUGAGCACUUAGUGCAUGCCAGAGGCUGGAGGGCUUUCACGUCCUACAACUCCCCCAGGUCCUGUCUAGACUUCCAGGUUACUGGGUAGGAGCCACCAAGAACUGGUUCACCAAGUCGCCUAACUUGUCAGAGGCAAGGCAGUGAGUGAAAAUUGCUGACCCCAUCCCCGUCCAGUGCUUUUCUUAGUGACCCUACAUGUUAGGCAGAGUCCCUGUGAACAGUCGUGUUAAUUUACUGCACACAGCAGCCUAGCUGUGGCCUGUGCUCCACUGCUUGUGUCUGUGAGAGCACUGAACAGGCCAGGUUGAGUACCAAGGCCGAGUACAGAACACUGAGGAGCAUGUAUGUGUCAAGCCUCCCAUGGCACUGUCACCCCGUUAGCCACUGGGUGGCAUGUCUUAGGGCCACCCUGUGGUCAGUAGUGUUCUUGGUUAAUGUGAUGUCUCCUUGCUGCAAACAAGGUCAGGCAGCCUGACACAGGUGUCCUCACCAAGCAUGCAGUGACAGGAAGGCAGCCACUUGACAUCUUUGUUGUUGUUUUUUUUUUUUGUUUUGUUUUUUGUUUUGUUUGUUUUUUGUAGUUUUCCAUCCCUGCAAUGGCCAUCAGUCCAGAGUAGGCACAUGGAUGAGUGAACACUUAGAGAUACUAUUUGGAUUCUUGACACUCAGCCUCAGGAUUGACCAGGAAGUCUUCCAUUUUGCUCGCUUGACAAGCGUGCUUCCUAGUGGAACUGUCACAGGACAGUGCUGUGUCCGUCAGAAUCGACGCUGGGGUCUUACAGCUACCUAACCUUUACAAAGCUGCACAGAGGGCUGGAAGCUGUCCUCGUCGUCUUCACUCAGCCCUCCUCGAAAGCCCGACUUGGCCUGACAUGCCCGUCUGCACGUAGGGCCCUUCCCAUGCUCAUGUUUACACAGGCCCCAGCCCCUCAGCUGCUUUAGUGUCUCAGGUCAGAACCAUCUCAGGGACACCUGCAAAGCCGAGGCCCAAGUUAGCAGUCGGCCCAGGGGCCUCCGUUAGCACGGCUGCUCUGGUGCUGCCCUCUGCGUCACGGAAUAAGCUGGUGACGGGACAGCCUUCAGCCAACAUUGUGAUUGGAGAAGCUGUUCCUUACUUCUGUGUGUGGCUGCAUGCCGCGGUGUGCAUGUGGGAGUCAGAGGCCCACCUAUGAAGUGGUCUGUUCUCCACUUCAGACACGUGGGUCCCAUGCUUGGUGGAAGGCACCUUGGUCCAUGGGGUUUUCUUGCCAGUGCCACGCUUUGUCGUUGUGAGAUGACUGGUUUGUGGAGGCCUUCCCCAGGAGGGUGAGCUUCACACCUCCCUUAGUGAGGUCUGAAACAGUGUAUGGUGCCCUGUCCAUGGGCCAUCUGUGGGCCAGCACCGAAAACAAACCUUUUUCUCCUUGACCUGUAUUUCCCCUGCUGACACCCAUGUCCUUCCUUCAGACUAAAAGUGCCUCUUUCUCCUAACUCCUUGAUUAGACUCAGUCUGUUAGUGCUUCUAGUAUCUUGUUCCCCAGGUACUGGGAUGGUUCUCAUUAACACAGCAGAGUCAGGUGGAUGUAGCUAUUACAUGUUUGCCCAGGGUGCAUGAAAUCCUGGGUUCCAUUCUGUGCAUGGAAUACAUACCUGUAAUCCCAGCACUCAGGUGAAGGCAAGACGAUGUUCCAGGCCAUACUUGGCUAAGAGCCAAGAGCUAAAGGCUCUUGGAUACACGAGAUCCUAUCUUUAAAAAUGAAAUUAGCGUGUUUACUUUAGGCAGCAUUCAUUUGCAGUGUGCUCCAUCAGCUCUGACUGCUACUGUCUGGUUUGCUCAGUUUACUGCUGCGAAUUGUUCCGGCCCCUCCCAUCCCAUUGUCUUUUUGUGCCCAAUCUAUUCUUUAUUAGCAAGUGACAGAAUUCAAGUCUACAAACUGUACUUUCAGUUAGAAGCAACAUCUUGGGGGAAAACACCCUGGAGGUGACAAUAAAUGAGAUUUUAUGAUAA